GAGCAUUUGUAAAAGCGAUCAAAAUAACAUGCUUAUGUAUUAUUGUUUAGAAUAUGGGGCAAACUGGCUGUGACAUAUAAUGUUUAAAGUUAAAUGGUCAGCAAGGCUCUUUGCAUUCAAUUAUAUUAUAGUGAAUCAGGUUUAAGCACUUGCAAGUGUCUACGUGUGUAAAGGUAAAUACGCGGGUUUCUACAGCCAAACCCAAAGCGCAUUGAGAUCCAGCGGGAGUGUUCUAUAAACUACCAUUACCAUUGGCUUAUCGAAAUACAACUGGGCGGGGAUGUCUCUAACUGUGAGAAGAAAAUUUGGAGGAGUUUUAAAAUCUGACAAAGUAAGUAACAACAUUGAAUGGGUAUUUUAAUUUUGCCAAAACUGUUUACUUUCAGGGUCGCUUUCAAGUAUCAACUUUUUGAUAGAAGGAUCUGUGCUUAAUGAAACAAUACCUUUAUUUUGGACGUUUAUUUCGUGGGUUUGUUAAAUAAUCGUUUUUUUUUUCUUAAACAAUCUUAAACAACUAUUAAGCGAGAACUUUUCAAUGAUCAUUUUUAUUAGAAUUUUUUUCCCCUUAUUUUUAGUUUUUUAAAGGCUGUUUCAUUGUACUGUAAUGGAUCGUUUACAAUUUUUUCCUAUUUUAACUUGAUCUUAUAAUGCAGAUCCCUCUCGGCUUUAUUACAAGAAGGCAUUUGCCUCAAUGCAUAUUCUUAAUAGAACUAUUGUAUAAUAAAUCAUAAACUAUAAAUAUAUAUAUAUAUAUAUUUUGCAAACAUAUUUUGAUUCAUUGCAACUCGAUAUAUUAUUAAUAAAUACGUACAUAUUUUAUUUAUUUUGUAUUUAUUUUGCUAUUUUUAUUUUAAAAUGGAUACUCUUUAAGUUCAUUUUGUGCGCCAUGGCAGUGUAUGCCCUGACCGGGUUCUCCCUUGUCAGUUUGAUAAGUUUUGGUUACGUGUCUUGGGACUGGAUGAAGCCUACCCUGAUGGAAAAUGAACCUGCUGAAGACUACUCGGACAAAGCGUCAGACUUCGCCAAAAACCCGCCACCCCAUAUUAUCUUCAUUUUGACCGAUGACCAGGGCUUUCACGAUAUCGGAUACCACGGGUCAGAAAUUAUGACUCCGACAUUGGAUAAGCUUGCAGCAGAGGGAGUGAAACUUGAGAAUUACUACAUCCAGCCCAUAUGUACCCCAUCCAGGAGUCAACUCAUCACAGGCAGGUAUCAAAUCCACACCGGGCUGCAGCACUCCAUCAUCCGGCCUCGACAGCCUAACUGCUUGCCCUUCAACCAGGUCACUCUACCCCAGAAGCUGCAAGAGGCUGGCUAUUCCACCCACAUGGUGGGCAAGUGGCACCUGGGCUUCUACAAGAAGGAGUGUUUGCCCACACGGCGAGGGUUCGACUCCUUCUUCGGCUCGCUGACGGGUAGUGUGGACUACUACACCUAUGACUCUUGUGAUGGGCCUGGUCAGUGUGGCUAUGACCUGCAUGAGGGUGAGGGUGUGGCGUGGGGGCAAAGUGGCAAGUACUCCACUCAGUUCUACACCCAGCGAGUCAACAAGAUCCUGGCCACCCACGACCCUCGCCAGCCCAUCUUCGUCUACCUGUCCUUCCAGGCUGUGCACACCCCGCUGCAGUCACCCAAGGAAUACAUCUACAAGUACAGGGGAAUGGGCAAUGUGGCCAGACGCAAGUACGCCGCCAUGGUCUCUUGCAUGGAUGAAGCAGUGAAGAAUGUAACUUAUGCCCUACGCAAGUAUGGCUACUACAAAAACAGUGUUAUUGUCUUCUCUACCGAUAACGGUGGACAGCCUUUUUCAGGAGGCAGCAAUUGGCCUCUUAGGGGGCGCAAAGGUACCUACUGGGAAGGUGGGAUAAGAGGCCUUGGGUUUGUGCAUAGCCCACUCAUCAAACGCAAGAGGCGGGUUAGCAAGGCCUUGAUCCAUAUCACGGAUUGGUACCCAACCCUGGUGGGGCUUGCAGGGGGUAAUAUGUCAGAAUCUGAGGGCUUGGAUGGGUACAAUUUGUGGCCGACCAUCAGCGAGGGUAAAGAGUCACCACGCAAGGAGAUCCUCCAUAACAUUGAUCCCCUCUACAACCAUGCAAAAUACGGCUCCUGGGAGGAAGGCCAUCGGAUCUGGAACACUGCUGUCCAAGCUUCAAUCAGGGUUGGGGAUUGGAAGCUGCUGACUGGGGACCCUGGAUACAGCGACUGGAUCCCACCCCAGACCCAAGCCAACUUCCCAGGGAGCUGGUGGAACCUGGAGAGGCGCAUGGACAUCCAGAAGUCGGUCUGGCUUUUCAACAUCACUGGAGACCCCUACGAACGCUAUGACCUCUCGGAACAGAAAAGGGAAGUGGUGAAGGAGCUGCUGGCUCGGCUAGCCCACUACAACCACACCGCCAUCCCAGUCCGCUACCCUGCCGAGGACCCUCGUGCCUCCCCGGAACUGAACGGGGGGGCCUGGGGGCCAUGGGCUGGGGAGGAGGAAGAGGACAACUGGGACGAGGCUUUACCGAAAAAGAGCAAAACCAAAAAGAAGAAAUGCAAGUUGUGCAAACUGAGGUCCUUCUUCAGAAAACUGAACACUAGAAUAAUGUCAAACAGAAUAUAGAGACUAUGCAGAUGUGGGUAUUUUAUCACAAUAGCCCAUUAAUUUAUUUUGAUUCCAUUAGCACUGCAGUAUAACACCACUCACUUAAUAGAACCCUAGUACAAUACAAGACAUUCUUCUGUAGCAUAUUUUAUAAGGCACUUUCGAAAUUGAACAAAGCAAAAAACCUUGACAAAAUAGUAAAAUCUUAAACUUAAAAGAUGUGAACAGUGCUUGCAUAACAACAGUAACCAGUCAGUGAAUUUACCAUUUUAUUCUGAGUACAGUUCUAUUCGGGCUAAUAGUACCUAAGAGUACUAACUCUUCAGUAGGGUACUUUUGAUCACUUUAGAAAUCACAGACGAUGUGUUUUGGUGUCGUGUAGUAAGCCUAUAUCACCUGUUUUUUAAACACUUUAUUGUUACAUUUACUGUUGUGCAAAGCUUAAAGCUGCAAUACCUCUUCAACCACCUAAAUGUCAGUAUUUAUACUUUUUUUUUUUUUAGGGUAAUUCAAAACCUUGACACAUUCCUUUAAGAUUAUUAAGUAGCAUGAAGAAUGUAAGUAGUUCAAUCAAUUUAUCAAGAUUAGAAUUCCUUUCUGGAAAUUUCAUUUUUUACUGUUUUUUCAGCAGUAGUACCAAAUACAUUAAAAAUGUUUGCACAAAAAUGAUAUAGGUUCUUGGUAAAUUAAAUAAAAUCAGCCUGGAAACUUGCAGGCUUUCAGAAAUUCAAUCACAAGUUUGAUCAGACACUACUUUUUGUACAGCAUUUGGACAUACAGUAUAAAACAAAUGCACAGAAUAAGAAAUAUAACUUUUUUUUUUUAAUCGUGGUGCAUGUGUGGUUUAGUGGUGUCUAAAGGGCCAAUGGCACUUGCUACAGUACUGUUGCAGCUUCCCUCCACAUCUCUGUGAAUGCACCUCAGUCACGACCGGACCCCACUCUGGCAGUCAGUCUUGUGCAUUGCAAACACUGAUCCCCCUCUGCCAGAGUCUUGGCAUUGCAAACAGGAAAUAUUAAAGGAGCCGCCCUGCCUUUUAGAAUCAGAUAAGUCCCUGGCCAUUCCAAACACACCCUAGUAAAGUGCUGCAGAAUAUCAAGUGCUGUAGAAGAAACAGUGUUCCUGCAAUAGCUUUUCAAUUACUAAUUAUUUAACAUUAUUUUCAGAUCAUUAAAGUUCCAGAUUACUUAGCCACAGAUUAGUAAACUUCACUCUUGUUGGGUACCAUUUCCGAUCAACCUGUUCUGUUAUUUGUGGUUUAUUUUUGGGUGGUCGUUUUGCAAGCUUGUUAACUGAUCCAAAGCUAUAUCUGCAAUGCUACCCAGAAGAAUGUACAUUUUUAUAUAACAUUUGCAGCGACCUGCCAGUUAAGUUAUUUAUAAUAUAUAAUGAACAGUGUCCUAAUAAUUACUAGAACAUUGUCCUAGUAAUCUAGUAUUGUAUCAUCUGGCACAACACCUGUAAGUCACACAUCUUGAGAUCCGCUCAUCCAAUUUCAGGCCAUGCAUGGAAAUUUACUUCAGACAUUGUGAAUGUAGGCAUUUUUACCUUUACCGUGGUAUACUGGGGUGAAAUCUCUUAAGGGUAGUUCAGACAGGUCAAAUUGAGCCAAGCCAGGCUAGUUUGUGUGCUCUGACAUGUCCUACAAUGUAUGUACUUAAGUUCUUCUUUGAAAUCAUGCCAUGGAUAUUUCCGUGGAGGUCUCCCAUCAAAGUACAGACCUGAACCUUGUCUGGCUGAGAGCUGAUGAGGUCAGACUCUUCUAAGGUGGUCUGACUGUUGGCAUGGACUGUGUACAGGGUUAGCCUGUCUGCAGCUCACUUUGAUAUGUAGCGUCUUUGCAGAUUCCAAGGUAUGUAGAAGUGCUGCCACCAUUCUCUCUUAUCCUUGUAUCCAUUUGUUUUUUCCAACCAAAUAGGGCUUUCCUAUCCUGUUUGACAGACUUCCCAUGAAUAUUUAAUUUAAACUACUGGACAGACUUGCCAUUUGGUUAACGAAACGUGAAACCCAAAGAAAAUUGCAGUCAACCGGUUUCCACCCGUUCAAGAAUUCACAGUGUAGUUCCUGGAUAUACUCCAGUGACUGUUUUGCACACAGAGGAAUAUAAACAGGGAUUUAGAGAGUUUCUGUUUUUUCUGACUUUUGGAAAGAAACUUCAAAGUGGUACCCGGAGGUGCUGUGGCUAAAGAGAUGCAGAGAUACAGCAAAUCAGAUCCAGAAAAGGGUCUGUUUAGAUACAGAUUUGCAGCUUCCACUGGGAGACUUUUUAGAAGCAAAAUACAUUUAAAUGAACAGAUCUGCACUUUGUCUGCAGUCAAAAUCAUUUUAAAGUAUGAGGUUUAUAACAGUAAUAGAUCUUGAUGCCAGUGCCAUAACAUUUAUAUUUGGGUGACUUAUUUAACUGUAUUUUGUAUGUAGCAAUGUUAAUAAGUUCCCAAUUGUUAUCAUUUCAAUAUACUCAUUUCCCCCGGGGGGAAGAGUCAAGCUGGAUUAAUACAGAGUGGCAGUAUUUAGACCAGCCACUGUUUAGAAAUAGACCCCAGCUUGUUCUAUUACGGUAUGUUCUGUAUAAGCAACUUUGUUAGACAGAAAAAGGUCAUUCAGGUAUGUAAGCCUUAGUCCCAUAUUUCAGGAACCAAUUUGAAUGAGGUCUCAUUUGCUUCUGUUAGCAACAGAAAGAGAUCAAACCGAUUUUGAAUUGGUGUAGCCCCAGUAAAGAUUUUUGGCAUGGCCCAAUAAGCAUGUGUGAAAGUGAUGUACUUCUAAAAAUCUGUCGACCAUUACCAGAAAUAAGCAAACACAAUAUAUCAGACAUAUUUGGUUUCACAUCAAUGUGUUGAUUACCAUUAUAUACAACAUCAGAAAAACAGUAUGCAGUAAACAGCCCAAUAAUGCUCCUGCGACCCACAGACUCAGAAGAGAUUCCUAUUAAUCCUGCAUUCCUGUGCGAGAGCGUAUAUUUGUAUUGCCUCUAAUUUGAUCCCAUCUGAAAAAUGACAAAGCUAAUUGGACUCAAUUAAACUCACUGUCUACAAACCCAUAAGAGCUUGAAAGUGCUCUUGUGAACACUUGAGGAGUUGGCUACUAUCUUGUGCUUUCUGAGUUCAUUUAAAUAUUUGACUUGCUCUUCAAGACAUUUCUAGGUUGUGUUAUUGAGACCCCUAAGGUGUUCUCAGGAUUUGCAGUUGCUCCUUGUUUUUUUAACGUAUUCCCACUUUUCUUUGGGAGUUUAAUAAUUACCACAGCAAGGGAUUUAGAAAUUGAAAGCUGGUCUUGUAUUGACUGUAGGAAGGGCUGUGCGUGUUCUGUUAACAUUUGCAACAGCUCCUUGCGAUUCUAGGAGGUCAUUUUAAUCUGUUUUCUUCUAGUUUUUUAAAACAUUACAAAACAGUAUGGUUACCAGGUAAGAUUAGAGGCACAGAGUGAGUACCUUUAGUAUAAUAUACUGUGCAUAUAUUUUAUAGCCUAGAUGUGGAGUUUUUCCACAAAUCUAAUGUGAAUGACUAAAUUGAAAUAUUUCAUGUGUUCCAAUAGUGGCCAACUUUAGCCACUUAAACAAGGCAUUGACCAGGUCUGCAGAAUACUUAUGUAGGAAAUACAACACUUAUAAAGUGAACAUUCCACAUGCGAUCAGUUAUAUUGGGAGUAUGAGUAUACACCAUUGGCUACGUGAUAUAUGCCAGCAGUAUUCAUAAUAGUAAAAGUGCUUUUUUUCAGUCUGCAGCAUAAAUUCUCCCAAAAGUAGGUUUGAAAGACUGAACUUCAUGUUUUCAUGGUAUGUCCACCCAUGCACGAUAAUUACCGUUGCUUAGUAUGCAUACUGCCAAAGCUACAUGUAAACUUGAAAUUCUAGAGGAAUACCAUUUAAACACAGUAUUCAGAAUACAUAUUUAUAUAUGCAUCUUACUGCAGUAUGUGUAAUACUUAAUGUGUGAGAGGAAGGGAUUUUUUAAGAAGGGAAUGUCCUGUGCAAAGGAACGUCCUGUUUGUGAGUCUGCAGUGUCUCUUGGUUUAUUGGUGCUCUACUUAAGUCAAACCCUUAUUAUUUGAAAUCCAUUAAAUGUAUUUAAGCUUCAGAAAGAUAAAAUGAGCAUGUAGCUUUAUUCGACAGUGAAUAGUAGCUGAAUGCUGGGAUUGUACUGUGUGUUUUUAUAGGAGCAUAUGUUUUAUUCAUGUAAUCCUUAUUUAUCUUAACUAUAACCACGUAUGUACUGUACAUUGUGUAUGUGAAAUGUUUAGAAAGAAACUACUGACUGUGAACAUUUACAGAUGUUUUUUUUAUUAUUAUUUUUUAUAAAAUGAAAUAAAAAAAAUGUUGAAUUGUGUAAUAAACCUCAGUCACAUCAAACUCUUAAGAAGAGGGCUUUACCAUCUAAGGCCCACCUUGUGCAGUUAAAUGCCACAAAUAAAUACCUACAUGCUGUUUUCAUUGCCUCAGGAAGUUAUUAUUUUUAUUGGUGUCAUUAAAUCCAAUUCACUAACAUUAACAACUGUUGGUGUUAUGUAAAUGUUUCAGUCAUACUGGAACUAAGGCAAGUAAUUACAAUUUAAAACUAGUACUGCUGACAAACUCCAUUUUUCUAUGGAUGUUUCCUUAUUUUAUUAAUUAAUUACAUUAUUUAAUGAUGCACGUCACACUAGUUACUCUGCAAAGCCAGCAAGGACAAAAUCCUUUUCAGUUUUCACGAAGCACUAAAGACACACACACACAAAAAAAAAAAAACACAGAUGUGUCCUGAUGGUGAUUCAUGCUUUUACGCUGCCAUGGAAACAGUGGAAUUUGACUUUAGCCAGCAGCUUGAUGAUCUCCACGGAGUACAAACAUUUGCACUGUCAUAUAGUGAACACACAAAAAAGCACACUAUUUUUGCCUUAAUAGAAUGUGGAAACCUGCCCGGAAUAUUUAAUUAAAAGGGAUACUUUCUUACAAUUUGGGCAUUCAUUUAAUUAAAUCUUUCAUGACAACUUGGGUGAGAUAAAAUAUGGAAGAAGCUUUCUACAUAUGUGCAAUUACACAUGAUAAUGACAGCUAUACGUAUUCACACAGGGUUGACAUAAAUGUGUGUGUAACUGGAGGGCACUGCAACUGAGUGGGGUGAAAUUGAUAAGAGCUGCUAUUGAGGAAUGGAAUGCGUGGGCAUGUGUUCAUUACAUUUAUUGGCUCUGCAUAAUUCCAGCUUUAACAUUGUGCUAUGUUCUAGCGUGUUCUUAUAGACGCUUGUUAGCUCCUUGGCAUGAAGGCUGUACAUUGUGUAAGAGACUGAAACACCUUUUCAUUUCACACCCUAAAGAUAGCAGUGGCCUCAUUUCUCUGUUGAGAAUAAAGUUAGUUCACACAUUUGCAAACAACUGUCAGAACUGUCCUCUUGCCCAAUGUGACUCAAACUGAGUAGGGGGGUGCAGCUUUUAGAUACAACAGAACCUAGCUGCUUAGUCCAGUCACGUUUUGUCUGGUAACACCAAAAUGUUUGCUACACAUAGAUGCUGUUCUGGCUGCCCAGUGUGGCAGUGUGAUGGGUGGUGUUUCUCUGUUAUAUCCAAUCCCUAAGUUAAUAUGUACAGCUGUCUCUGUCUCUUAUAGUGUCUUCCUGGGAGAACUCUGGGUGGGCAAGAGGACAGCCAAGUGACGCUGUCCACAAGGGACACGGUCAGCUGUACAUAUUAACAUCAUGUUUUAAUUGAACAAACAAACACAAUACAUAGUUAACUGGAUAUAGGGGUUACACAGACCAAGGGAAACUUGAAUGCUGUUCCUAGUGCAUGGAAAUAGUCCUAUCCCUUUGCUUUUUUCAGUGGGGUUUUAUGCCACUAGGUGGCACAGUUGCACUGGAGGUAGCUGAGUGUCCUCUGUAAGGUAUGGUUCUUUGGAGAUUAAAAUCUUUUGUUUUCCCACACGGCAUAACGAUGUAUCUUAUAUGAAGGUGCAGUGCUCAAUAAGCAUGUUAGAUUUUACACCACAAUAUCAUUACUGUCUGUUUUCUGUAUUCUUCUAUGACUUGUGCAACCCCUGAAACCACAUUCUGUAACACGUGCGGUUACAUACAGCCCUCAUGCAGAAAUAAAGUGCAUAUAUACAGUAUAUAAAAAAAUCACAGAUAAUCAAAUGGGGUUUAGCAACUGUGUAUUUAGCCAGUUCAGUGUUUUUGUGUGACUUUUGUUUAGCGACACAUCUACAGCAGAGCAAAUAACCAAGAAGAACUGGUUUAAAGUCACUGUGGAAAUGUGUGUGGUUUGCCUUAAUGCUAACACAAAAAACAGCAUUUAAAUAAAACACUGAUGGCUUCCUGUAAAUAUACAGUAGACUUUACAUAUUGAAAUGCUUUUUUAAUGAUGUUUAAAGUACAUGCUGUAUCAGGAAGGACAUUCUGGCCGUGUCAGUCUGUCGCUCUGUCAGGCUGUCGCUAGCAAUACUUUAAGACCUUGAUUUUAUACAUUUUACC
Acipenser ruthenus (sterlet) is the source of this 9027-nucleotide messenger RNA. Its product is annotated as arylsulfatase I-like. NCBI's taxonomy places the organism in Eukaryota, Metazoa, Chordata, Actinopteri, Acipenseriformes, Acipenseridae. The coding region runs from base 887 to 2605 and encodes 572 amino acids. The transcript is spliced from 2 exons. The record is from RefSeq and is a predicted model, not a curated record.